CUCUUCUACUUUUUUCUUUCCUCUUCUUGUUAUCUCGAACUCCAAAUCCAAAUCCGUGCGACUUUGCGCCCAAUCCUCGUUUUAUUUUCGUUUUUUCUUUUGUCAUCCUUAUAUCCCGCUCACCAUGACCCGGGGUAACCAGCGCGAUACCGAUCGGGCCAAGGCCCAGAAGAAGGCGGCUGCUUCGAAAUCCAAGAACACCCUGUCGGGAACGCAGUUCCAAAAGGCCAAGGAGGAUGCUGCUGCUAUCAUGCGUGAGAAGCAGAAGAAGGCCGACGAAAAACGAGCCGCCGAAGCCGCAGGAGGGAAAAAGAAAUAAUAAACUCCUACCUUUUCUUCCCAUAAUGUUCCGAAACCCUCGUUGCUCUCUGCUCUUCGCCCCCGCGCAUCAACAUCUCGUCAAUCCGAUUGGGACGGAUAAACUUGGCAAGGUGGCGGGGCUGAGCGCGAGGCCAAUUUGCGCGAUGGACACAUCCUUUGGAGUGUGUGAAUGUUAGCACAAUGCUACGAGGGUGAUAAAAGGAGGGAAAUAAGUUCAUAGAUCAUACCCACCGGCUUCAUUUGACGAGACCGGUGUCUAGCGAGGCGUUUUCAGUUGCGACUACGGCGUUCAAUAUUCCAUAUCUUUCCUG
Penicillium subrubescens is the source of this 632-nucleotide messenger RNA. RefSeq names its product 4F5 domain protein. The record is from RefSeq and is a predicted model, not a curated record. The transcript has 3 exons. Lineage: Eukaryota; Fungi; Ascomycota; Eurotiomycetes; Eurotiales; Aspergillaceae. Bases 125 to 319 code for a protein of 64 amino acids.